CGCGCGACAACUGCAGCAUCGAGCGCACCCGACUCGCGCCGCCCUCGCUCGCCGCCGCCUCCUCUCGUCGCUGACGCCCAAGCCCGCGACCCCACCUCGACCACCUCGCCCGGGUCUGAGCAUGGAGCCGCUCAUGGAAGGCCCGCCGUCGCCCGAGGACGUCCCCGUGCACAACAUCUCGCCUCCUCCUCCGCACGGCCACCACCCGGCCGGCGCACCGCCGCAGCCGCAACAGCUCCAGGCCCAGGGCCAGCCCGGUCAGAUGGACGUCGAGUACGCCAACCAGGCCCCGGUCAGCGUCGAGGACUACGAGGCGUUCGCGGCCAAGCACCUGUCGGACAUGGGCGAGGAGGUCGACGACUUCCAGGUGUUCCGGUGGCCGCUCAAGGACUACCGUCGCAUGGACAAGAAGACGCUCAGCCCAGAGUUCAGCUGCGGCGGGCACAAGUGGAACAUCCUCCUCUUUCCGAUGGGCAACUCGAAUGGCCAGGCCAACGACAUGGUGUCGGUCUACCUCAACUACGGCGACCAAAAGGCGAGCGAGGGCUGGCACGUCUGUGCCCAGUUCGCGCUCGCCAUCUCGAACCCGGGCGACCCGACCGUCUACAUCCAGUCGCAGGCGCACCACCGCUUCACGAACGAGGAGCAGGACUGGGGCUUCACGCGGUUCGUCGAGUUGCGCAAGCUCUUCUCGGUGUCCGAGGGCCGCACCAAGCCCAUCAUCGAGAACGACGAGACGGUCAUCACGGCAUUCGUGCGCGUCCUCAAGGACCCGACGGGCGUCCUCUGGCACAACUUCCACAACUACGACUCGAAGAAGAUGACUGGACACGUCGGGCUCAAGAACCAGGGCGCGACGUGCUACAUGAACUCGCUCCUCCAGUCGCUCUUCCUCACCAACCAGUUCCGAGAAGCCGUGUACCAGAUCCCGACAGAGGACGACACGACCGACACGGUGCCGCUCGCCCUGCAACGCGUCUUCUACAACCUCCAGACCUCGGACUCGUCGGUCGGCACGACCGAGCUCACCAAGUCGUUCGGCUGGAAGGGCUUCGACUCGUUCCUGCAGCACGACGUGCAAGAGUUCAACCGCGUCCUGUGCGACAAGCUCGAGACCAAGAUGAAGGGCACCCAGGCCGACGGCGCCAUCAACCGCCUGUUCUGCGGCAAGAUGAAGAGCUACAUCAAGUGCAUCGACAUCGACUUUGAGUCGGCGAGGAGCGAGGAGUUCUACGACAUCCAGCUCAACGUCAAGAACCUGCGCAACCUCGAGGAGUCGUUCAAGGACUACAUCAUGGUCGAGACGCUCGAGGGCGAGAACCGGUACAACGCCGAGGGCUUCGGCCUGCAAGACGCGAAAAAGGGCGUCAUCUUCGAGGAGUUCCCGCCCGUGCUCCACCUGCAGCUCAAGCGGUUCGAGUACGACAUGCACCGCGACCAGAACGUCAAGAUCAACGACCGGCACGAGUUCCCGCUCGAGAUCGACCUCGAGCCGUACCUCGACGCCAAGGCCGACCGGUCCGAGUCGCACCUGUACAAGCUCCACGGCGUCCUCGUCCACUCGGGCGACGUUCACGGCGGCCACUACUUUGUCCUCAUCAAGCCGCAGCCCGACGGCCGCUGGCUGCGGUUCGACGACGACCGCGUCGUGCCCGUCACGGACCGCGAGGUCCUCGAGGACAACUUUGGCGGCGAGGGCCCGCUCGUGCCGACCAACGGCGGGUACAACGUCGUGCCGCCGGCCGCCAACGUCCAGCCGGGCGUCAAGCCGCCGGUCAAGGGCGCCAUGAAGCGCUUCACCAACGCGUACAUGCUCGUCUACAUCCGCGCGACCCGGGUCGGCGAGGUCCUCAAGGCCAUCACGACCGAGGACGUGCCCGAGCACCUGCGCACCCGUCUCGAGCGCGAGCGCCGCGACGCCGAGCAGCGCAAGCGCGAGCGCGACGAGCAGCACCUGUACCUCACGGCCAAGGUCAUCACCCAGGACACGUUCCGCCAGCACCAAGGGUUCGACCUCGCGACGUUCGACGACCGCACGGUCCCGGCGACCGAGCUGCCGACGUACCGCGUGCCCAAGGCGCAGCACUACCUCGACUUCCGGGCCCAGGUCGCCAAGGACCACGGCCUCGACCCGAACGACGUCCGGCUGUGGGUCCUCGUCAACCGCCAGAACAAGACGGUCCGGCCCGACGCGCCCGUGAGCGACCAGGACCCGACCCUGACGAUGGAGGUCGUGCGCGACAAGAUGGCGAGCCGGCAGCAGGACCUCAAGCUGUACCUCGAGCACAUCGACCCGCGCACCAAGAGCGACUGGCAGGUCCUGCACGGCGCCGAGCCGCCCAUCAUGGUCUUUGUCAAGCACUUUGACCCGAACCGCCAGACCCUCGCCGGCGUCGGCCACUUCUACGUGCACCGCAACAUGCGCGUCAUGGACCUCGCGAGCAAGAUCAACGAGCGCAUGGGCUACCUCCCGACGACGCCGCUCAAGAUCUUCGAGGAGAUCAAGCCCAACAUGAUCGAGGGCAUGAAGAUGAAGGCGACGUUCCUCCAGAGCGAGAUCCAGGACGGCGACAUCGUGUGUUUCCAGGUCGACAUCAACGACCCGCCGCAGCCCGAGGGCGACCGCCAGCUCGCGUUCCACACGCCGCUCCAAAUGUACGACUUCUUCAUGAACCGGGUCCUCGUCACGUUCCGGCCCAAGUACGUCGACGACCCGGACCACGCGCUCGACGAGUUCGCCAUCACGCUCUCGAAGAAGCAGACGUACGACCAGAUGGCGCACAAGGUCGGCGAGCGGCUCAAGCACGACCCGCUCAAGCUCCGGUUCACCCAGUCGAACGGCGCCAACGGCGCGCCCAAGACGAUCGUGCGCCGCCAGGCCAACUCGACCGUCGCCGAGCUCAUCCAGCCGGGCUACAUGGCCACCAACACGAACCUCCUGUACUACGAGCUCCUCGACGUGAGCAUCAUCGAGCUCGAGACCAAGAAGAGCCUGCGCGUCACCUGGGUCGGGCCGACCAACAAGGACGAGGGCGUGCACCACUUCCUCCUGCCCAAGAACACGUCGAUGGCCGACGUCGCCAACGACCAGCUGCGCAAGGCCGUCAAGCUCAACCCGGACCUCGGCUCGGGCCAGAUCCGCCUGUUCGAGCUGCACCACGGCCGCGUCCAGAAGGUCUUUACCGGCAGCGAGGCCGUGCGCGACGUGCCCGAGGCGACCGAGCUCUUUGCCGAGGAGGUCCUCCUCGACGAGGCCAAUGCCGACGACGACGAGCGCGUCGUCCAGGUGUACCACUUCAACAAGGACCCGGCUCGAGCGCACGGCGUCCCUUUCCGCUUCGUGCUGAAACCUGGCGAGCCGUUCAGCGCGACCAAGCAGCGGCUCCAGGCGCGCACGGCGACGUCGGACAAGGACCUGGCCAAGAUGAAGUUCGCCAUCGUGCAGCCGACUGUGUACAAGCAGCCGGCGCCGAUACAGGACGACGACGUCCUCGCCGACCACAAGUGGGCCGACGAGGACCUGCUCGGCAUGGACCACAUCGACAAGCGGAGAGUCGUCGGCGAGAGGGGCGUCUUCAUCCGGUGAUCGUCGCCUCGACUCGACGCCUGCCUCGCCCUUGCCCUCGUCGGACCCCUCGUCCACCCCCCUCCCCUCGUCGUCCUCUCUCGACCUGCGCGCCCUACACCUCGCGCGCUCUCCCCCCACCUCCUCCUCAUCAUGUCGUCCUCUUCCUCUCUCCUUCGGCCCUGCCGCCCUCGCACGUUCCGCCACCCGUCCGCCUGCUGUUACCCCUUGCCCUCAUCCCCUACGCUUUCCCUACUCUUCCCCCUCGUCGCGCGACGUGUGCGCUUCCCCUUUUUCUCCCUCACUCGUAUGCUGUGUACUGCAAUCUUGCCCCAGAUGUCC
This is a messenger RNA of Rhodotorula graminis WP1, 3907 nucleotides long. RefSeq lists its product as uncharacterized. Gene Ontology annotation, molecular function: cysteine-type endopeptidase activity; protein binding; cysteine-type deubiquitinase activity. Gene Ontology annotation, cellular component: nucleus; cytosol. Gene Ontology annotation, biological process: protein deubiquitination; regulation of protein stability. The transcript is spliced from 12 exons. Bases 122 to 3586 code for a protein of 1154 amino acids. The record is from RefSeq and is a predicted model, not a curated record. NCBI's taxonomy places the organism in Eukaryota, Fungi, Basidiomycota, Microbotryomycetes, Sporidiobolales, Sporidiobolaceae.